AUGGGCACUGGCACAAGCAGAGGAAAGAAAGUCGCACCUGUGUGCGUCAGCGAGUUGAACGUGACGAAAACAGGGUCCGCUAUCGCUUCUCCCAAGCAGGAUGAUCCGACUCAAUUCAGGUCUCUGGAGGCUCCUACAGCUGUGAGUUCCGUGCGUAAGAGCGCGCGGCCGGACGGCAGCAGCGUGGGGCACGGAGCUCACUCUGCCGGGGAAGACAACUGUGCCGACAGAGAGCUAGAAACGGUCCUCGCAGAUUAUGAGGAGUGCGAGAGCGUGUCCGUGAAGAAAACGUACAAAAAAAGGUCUUUCGUCAAGUCAAAAAAGUACGGACUGUGUCACUUCAGACAGGAUGACACGGAGAGCGACGUCAGCUCGGCUCCACCUCAGCGCACAUCUGGAGGAGCCGAAGAGCCACGUGUCUCUCCCGCCGUGCCAAAGGAUGUAAAUAAGAGAAGCAAUCUUGCCUUCACGCACUCCAGAGAACACAACAACACGACAAAAGCGUGCCCGAAUCAGCAGAAGGGCUGUUUGACCAGAGGAACUUCUUUGGAAGCUAUACCCACAUCAGAAAAACAACCGAGUAGAGACUCUCUGACCAUGCCAGUCAUGCUAUACCACGGAUCAGAAGAGGAGCUGAUGGACACAAUAGAGAAAGAGUUCAGCUGA
Messenger RNA from Menidia menidia (Atlantic silverside), 666 nucleotides. Lineage: Eukaryota; Metazoa; Chordata; Actinopteri; Atheriniformes; Atherinopsidae. The record is from the annotation of a GenBank genome assembly.